AUGAUGGCCUCUAGUAGCUCAAACGACGAGGAUGCCUCGAUACCCAGUUCCUGUUCGAGCUUGGCCUUUAAGUCCACGUUCUUUGCUUCCUCUUUGAGCCAUUUGGACUCGGAGCUAGUGAAUUUGGAUCUAGCAAGAGUCUGCGACGCCUUGUUGAGCAACUGGCGCUCUUUCUGCUUGUCUGUCGCGGUAUCCAGUUUGUUCAGCUCAACCAAACUCAAUCCGAUGAUCGAGUCCUCUUUGUAG
Ogataea philodendri is the source of this 246-nucleotide messenger RNA. RefSeq lists its product as uncharacterized. The record is from RefSeq and is a predicted model, not a curated record. The coding region runs from base 1 to 246 and encodes 81 amino acids. The transcript has a single exon. Lineage: Eukaryota; Fungi; Ascomycota; Pichiomycetes; Pichiales; Pichiaceae.